Sphaeroforma arctica JP610 is the source of this 7275-nucleotide messenger RNA. RefSeq lists its product as hypothetical. The transcript has 15 exons. The annotation marks the transcript as partial. Gene Ontology annotation, biological process: protein ubiquitination. Gene Ontology annotation, molecular function: protein binding. The record is from RefSeq and is a predicted model, not a curated record. NCBI's taxonomy places the organism in Eukaryota, Ichthyosporea, Ichthyophonida. Gene Ontology annotation, cellular component: nucleus; Cul4-RING E3 ubiquitin ligase complex.
AUGUAUUCCCGGCAUAUUGUACCCCACCCAGGUCUGCUAGCGGCGUCCUUGCCCAGCAAAGCUAUAGGUGAUAUAGUCGUGGCCCAGAAGUCUGUAUCGGUUGCGAUGAUGCUGCGCCUCCGGUUCUAUGCCAAACUAUUCUGUGGGCUGAAAUUGCCGUAUAUCCGCAUGGAUGCCCUGCCCCACUCUUCGGCGCAGGAGGAGACUUCUCUCACACUCUCAGAGCGCGCUGGGGUACAUGGCCACACACACAUACAUACAAAUAGAACGGCCCGAGAACAGGCCGAGCACGAGCAACAGCAACAAACACGCGAGCGCAACGCAGCGCAGGUGUGGGGUGCGUUAGGGGUGAGCGAAGACGGGCUCGACGCCAUCGAAGUGUUUGGAGGAGAGUACACCGAGUAUAUGUUCAGUUUCCAAUUGCUACACAUGUGGGACAAUACACAGUACGAGCACUUCCCUGCCCACGCGGCUGACUUGUUUCUUGAAGACCCACCCACGUCCGAGACAAACACGGGAACUUCAGGACAACAACAGCCGCACCCACAAGCAACCCAACCACAAACAGACCAAGAAACAGAACAACAACAACAACAACAGCAACAGCAACAGCAACAGCAACAGCAACAGCAACCAACAGACGUACAACAAGGUGUAGCGGGUGCAGAGCAGAUCAUCGAACCAACGGACAGCGCGAAUGCAUUCAAAUCCUUCCGCACACACCUCCGGUCGAGUAUAGCCUUCGAUGCCGCCCUAGUAGUUGCCAUGAUAUCCCCCAACUCCACACCCACUAGAGGAGAGAUGCUCGUAGCGCCACACUCACAGAAGAACGCCAAGAGCCCUGCGUCUCCAAACCGCAGCUCACCAUCUACUCCGCGGCCAACACAUGCACCUGCACCUGGCAAUCUGGGACUGGGCACCAAGAAACCAAUGCCGUGGAAGGGUAUCUGGGGCCAAGCCAAGUACGCCCACUUCAGAAGGAUGCGCUGCAUGGCGCGCGAUUUUGUGCAUGUGUUGGAGUGUCUCACACAGUUAGGGGAGUAUACCGAGAUGGUGUCUCUGCUUUUUCAGUUCAAUUGCCUUGAGAUGGUCGCUAAAUUCUUAGAGCUCGAAUCGCAUUCGAGAUCCACUUUCAAUCCCGACACCGCCACUACCUUCCAACCUCCCGCAACUCUGGUCACAUCCGACGCCCGCCGCGCUUGGCGAGAGCGUACACCCUAUGGUUGCCAUGGUUACGGCCUGGGCCGGGUUGUGGUGCAUCACACCAUCAGGCUCACCUGCACCAUGCUGCUGUUUCACAAGUUCGGGCUCGAUUUUGUAUCGUCGCGUGGGUUGGUAGCGCUGCUGGGUGUACGAGACGGGUACAAUGGCAAUGAUAUAGCCAUGUGUCUGUGGCAUUUAUCGGCGGUGGGGUCGGUGAUGGAGAAGCUGUGCCUGCUGCCGUCCGGUGUGGUGAGGACAGUGAUGCUAACGGCGUAUGAUAUCUUGGCAGCACCCUCCCAUCUGGCGCAAAGUCAUAUAACUUACACUCAUCCACCUUCACCUCCUACAUCCUCACACACCGUCACAUUGGAUACUGCUCAAAGGCAUUCGGCACUGUUUCUGGCCAUGGCCUUCACCUACCCUGCGCUUGUGGAUGCGGCCGACUCGAUGAAUGGGCUGGAGAGGCUCAUGCAGGCUGUAGACCGUCUCAUGCCAGAUAUGUUUUUCUUCUCUGGAGGUGACCGGCAACUCACCAUGAACAUGCUACUAGCCCUGCGUCAGUACUUCCGACUGCACCUGCACAAAUUGGGAUCAAACAUCCUUCGCAUCAGAUCACGAGUGGAUUCCACUCUGACACCGCCCCCGCCAAUGCCGGCCUAUGCACCGGCUGUAAUGGACUCCGCAGGGUUCACGCGGGAUCUGAACAUGAUACGCGCGUAUCCUAAUCUGGCCACGAGUUUUAAACCAAUCACGAAUACAUCCCGCACUGGGGGGGGGGGGGGUGCAAAUGGGUCCAGUCUUAAUGCUGUCUUGAAUUCCGAGACAGGGCCGAGUGUUCCGGCUAAUACAAAUACGAACACAAAUACGAACACGGAGACCAAUACGACCACACACCCGCCUGGUGAGCUUGGUCCCGAUGCAGAGUCCGUUUCUCAAUCGCAAACGAAUAUGGAAGCAACUUUGAGUGUGCAACGAGAAGGAGAUACUGCCGGAAAUACAAACACAGAAACCGCUGCCGCACAGAGAGAUGGCUUAGAGGGCGGGGUGGCAGACAGUGUGCGCACGAGUGGGAAUGCACAGGCGGAUGUAGUGAUAGACACAUCCAAUGUUAGCACACACACCGACGCACUAGAAAACGCUACCACCGCGCACACACACACAAACACAAACGCAAACACAAACACAAGCACAAGCUCAAGCAUCCCAUCGAAUUCGCACACAAACCCAUCCACAGACAUACACUCUGGCGCUUACACCUAUACCAACACGAGUGCUUUAGCACCACCCCCCACCGUCACCCCCCCCAUAGCGCCUACGGGACUAGAGCCCCUGGACGUAGCACUGAGGUUAGGGCUGUGGAAGCGUCUGUUAGCUAUCACCAAGCAGACACGGUUCUGGCGAGGCGUGGACUGUGCUGGGGUUGCUCUGCACACACUGCGCAUACUGUCGGUGUUCGCUCAGACACACAGUACUAUGGCCACGUGGGUGAUACAUCUCAACCCAGCCGUGGCCAGGGUGGUGCCCGAGCCGGUCACCAUGGCAACGCCGAUCGCGGACAACACCGAUACGAACGGCAGAACUACUGCAGGAAACGCGGUAGUCGGCACUUCGCACGCAAAUACAGUUGCGGCAAAUAGAAACGCAGGCUUUGUCAACGAGAGCAUCACAGACGUGCCUGCCCGCGGAACUGCGAGCGAACUUAGUAAUGACAUGGAUGUCGACUCUACGGCUACCCACACAACCCCCUCCUCCACCGAUGGCGACGAAGAUUCGCUGAAUUCCGAUGACAGCUCUUCUGUAUCGGCCAUGCUGGCAGCGGGUGCGGGGGCUGGCGAUGCUGAGCAAACUGGACUGGGCUUGCUAUUCGCAUGCGCUGAGGGCAAGUACAACUACUCCCCGGUGGCGCGCAAGGCCGCCUUGGCUAUCAUAUGCAAUAUGGUGUCGCGUGGGCCCAAUGGCCUUGAUCAUGGGCUGGACCAUUCUGUGCGUAAGGUGCGGCACAACAACUUCUCAACGUUCCCCUACACACAGGGACGCGACGAUCCCAUUCUACGCGACAUGCAGACACUUGUGCGCGAGAAGAACGGUAUCAAGUCGUUAAGAGCAUUGCUUCAUUGUCGGGCACCCCUCGUACAUGCUGACGAAAUCAGAACGCUGGCAUGUGCUGCGUUACUCGGGUUAUCGGAAAACCAGGAGGUUAAGCAGAUCCUCGGCAAGCUGCAGGUGAGCAACGAGCUCUCGGAGCUGAUGUACGAACCGGUGGUACAAGACAACAGUGCAGUACAUGCCGAGUUCACACAUCUGGCGACCGAGAUCAUCGCACGUGUCACGGGCAAGCAAGCACGGGCCAUACAGACGGAGGCCACAGGGCAUUCGCUCAGCAAGUAUGAGAAGACGGCUAUUGUGGAGAAUACAGAGGUCUCCUUCUCGAACAAUGAGCUCAUCUACCUGAUCUACGACCAUCUGAUGUCAUGUGGGUUCAAAGACACAGCCGCACAACUGACCCGGGAAGCGAGUCUACCUAACUUGCCCAAGAUACAGAUGCUACUCAAGGGUAUAGCGUCCCCCGGCGAUAGAGCAGGCGGCGACACUCUGGCCCACACCACCAGCCACGUACAGGCACACACACGCACACACGCACACGAACACGAGCACAACCACAACCACAACCACAACCACAACCACAACCACAACCACAACCACAACCACAACCACAACCACAACCACAACCACAACCACAACCACAACCUCGGACAGGCGCAUGCAUACCCAAACGCACCGACACGGCGUGUCUCAGAUACACGUGGGAGUGUGGAUACGGGCAAGUAUGAGGCGUCCAGACGUGUGGCCGCAGCGGUGGCUCUACUACAGGAAGGGGGCGGGGCCAGUAGUGGUAGCAGUAGUAGUAAUAGUAGUAGCAGUGCGUCUAUUACUGGUGGGAAUGACAACGGGCGUGUUAUGCUGCACGACACGGGCUUGUGCGAGAGCACGGUGAGCGCAGAGAGCCACGCCGGUCAUGCAGCGUCGCAUGGUAAGCGGAAUGAUCGAGUGACGGACAUGAGUAUGGACACGCACUUGGACAGACACUACGGGUUGGUGAGUGUGGCAAACGGUAAGGGGGUCUUUUCCGAUGCAGAGGAUAGGGGGGAUGUGGGUGUGGGGCUUAUGGACGAUGCCGAAGUGACCACACUCGAGAAAGGCGAGAACGGACUCACUCUGAGCGCAUACGAGCCACCAAUGAGUGGGAGCGUAAACACUCAAAGACUGAACAGGCCAGAGUGCACAAGGACGCACACGCACACGAACACGGCAGCACAUGCAGGAGGCAACGAGAGAGGCGCAGAUACAUACGCACACGCACACGCACAUGCAGCGAGUACGGUGGAGCAGCAGACUGCGAUGCAUAGUAGGUGUAACCAGGGCUCACCAAUGGAGAGUGCAGUGCGAACGGCUGCAGGGGAUAGCCAAGUGGGUACGGCAAAGGGUGUGGUGCAGGAUACAUCACGACCAAUGGAAUAUAGUAAUAGCGGUAUGAAUACCGGUACAGAGGAGAAAGAACUUCGUAAUAAGCGCGUGUCUACUCGAAGCGUAAUCCGACAGCAGCUCGCCAACAGUGUGGGCACAGGUAUCGACAUACAAGCAAACACCAACGCACAAGCACAUGUGCACAACAAGCCUCUGAUCACUACGACCUCGGUCAACAGCGGCCAGAAGCAGAACAAACUGAAGCAGCGACAACCGGUACCCAUCCCUCCUUUCUCUGGGGUGAGUAUGGGCAUGGGGACGGGCAAUGCAAGCAACCGCAAACGGUCCAGAAAGCAGGACAAGGUCGCUCAGAUUCACCAGCACCAACAGCAGCAGAAGAACCAGUCACAGAAACAAGGGCCGCAGCCACCGCCACACCAGGCACUCAAGGCAAGGCACACCCAGCACGCGGCAACCAGUAGGCGACCAGGCGAUUCACACACAGCCGACGCAGAGACAGCGGGACAAGCAGGUGCUUCACACGACCUCGGGCGUACGAGCCGUGGCAGUGAUGGGAAGCACUCGCUCUCUCCCAGGUGGAAGAAAGGUACGAGUGGGCGGAAGUCCGGGCGCAUGUCUGCUGAUGCACAUGCGCCGGUACAGACCCAGGGACAGGCACAGGCACAGGCACGGGCUCAGGUACAGGAGCAUGCACACACACACACGCACACACACACGCGCGCACACGCGUCUCCGGCAAAGGAGGCGGAGGCCUUGGCGCGUAGAUCCAGCCUGCGAUCCAUGGGGAGUGUAGGGAUGGAGAAGAAGUGCGAAGGAUCUACGGCGGCAGGCGUAGAGACCCAUGCCCCUGUGCCUGCUGCACCCCCCGCACGUUCACCUAGCCCCUCACUCACCUCCACAUCCGUGCACCCGUCACCAAACACACAUGUAUACGCACACGCACACGCACACACACACACACACACACGCACACAGCAGUACACCAGCGCCUCUGGAUCGCCUCAGCUGCACCACUCCGCAUCUCGGCCCUUAUCGCCGAGGUCAGCACGCAACUCGCUGGACGCUACGGGUAGCAGCCUGAGUGCGCCUGAGAAGCAUUUGCCAGGGGGACAGAGUGCCAUAUCCCCGCCACCGGCACCAGGAUCAAAGCUCCCUCUGACAUCGCCGAAGCGCAGUGUCCUGAACACCUAUGGUCGCCAUGGCAACUCGUAUCCACGAGGUACGCCGACGAGUCCCAGUCGCGGGGCGAAGGGAUUGCACGCGUACCAGGCACAAGCACAGCCUUGCACGAACGCACCUUCGUCUCCACAGAUGGCGUGCACUCGGCAGAAGGACGCUCCGUGUAGUCACGUGGAGAUGGUGUCUAGCAGAAGCGCGAAGGUGCGGUUCCAGGAGGAGGAUGUACCGAACCGGAAGUACAAGCCGAAAAUGGUGCAUGUGAAACCAUUCGCAAAUGCACACACGUACACGACGCGGACGUUUGCGCAUCCACCCGCGCGGAUGAAAUCACAAACGCAGACUACCACACAAAUGCAUGCACGUACGCAACCACAGCCGAGCACAGGCACAGCAGAUAGACCGGGCGGUGGUACGCAGGCGAAUAGUUGGGCCAUGUCUGGGAACGAUGAAACAGUUCAAGCAAGUGCACACACAGCAACCGCAUCCGCUGUAUCCCAUACAAACCCACACCACAACUCACAAGCAUCGUCGCAAUCACACGCUUCUUCAAGCACCGGUACAAACAGCAACGCCGACGCCGGCGCAGCCACAUCUCUUAGUAAGAAUACAACUCCGCCCCAGGUCACGCACGCCUACGAUCACUACACCAACCCACGCGAUGGCUCUGUAGUAACGGCCCCAGUGCCAGUCGUUUCGCUGCAGGACAUCGUGGGAGACUAUCUCAAGGCGCAGCACAAGACAUGCCCCAAUCCGGUGAGCGUACUGCCACCGUUUCCGUUGCUGAGUCAGCACCUGUGUCCCGAGCCGAAGAUCAACGCGAACGCGCACCCCAGUUUGUUUAAACGACUGGCGGCCAGAGAGGCGGGUGUGGUUGACGGGGGACGUCAUGGAGCCCGUAUGACGCGCAAGCUAAUGUACAGUCGGUUUAAGCCCAUCCACUCGUUCAAAGUGGAGAGCCAGGCCAUGACCAGCGUUAGCUACCUGGGCGAAACGAACAAGCUGUUAGUGGGUACACACCGCGGUGACAUGCUGGUAUUCAACCUCGAUUCAGGGGAUCUACUGGACACGUACGAGUGUCACGAAAACGUGCUGUAUUCCAUUAAACCGUCACACGACACAUUGCGCGUGCUGACAUCGUCUCCGUCGACGUCUUCGGCGCGCACUUCGGCGAUGUGGAAGUUUGCAUCUAUGGCAUAUCCCGCGUUCGAGUUCUCCGAUGAUCGAUUUGUAAAUUGGAGCAAUCUGACCGAUGACUACAUCGUUGGAACCAUGGGUAACGAGGCACACAUAUACGACGGUCAGACUGGUCAACUAGUGAGCACUUUAGUCGAUCGUCGUGGUCCGAAUGACUAUGAGCGAAACUGCGCGUGUUUCAAUCCUACAGACGAUCUUGUGCUAAGUGAUGGU